AUGGUCUAUUCGCAGGCGGUGGCCAUUCCUUUCCUAUCCAUUAUUGGUAUCUGCAUCAUCAUCGUCCCCUUGAUUCUACACAUCAAGAACAAAAACUACCCGUCCGCCGGCAUCCUCAUCUGGUUCGUCUUACUCAACCUCUUCAACAUCAUCAAUGCCUUCAUUUGGUCAAGCGAUGAUACCGACUCGUGGUGGGAUGGCACUGGUCUUUGCGACUUUGAGGUCAAGAUCAUGAUUGCCAGUUACGUCGCGGUCCCCGGAGGGCUGCUGUGUGUGUUCCGCAGUCUGGCUCGGGUGCUGGAUACCAGAUGUGCAACUCUCGUUCCCGAUAAGAAGCAGCGCUGGCGCAAUCGUGGCAUGGAGAUACUGUUCUGUGUUGUGGUUCCGCUUCUUUCGAUGGCCACCCAAAUCUUCUACCAGAAGAGUCGGUACAUGGUUUAUCAAGUCUCGGGCUGCAUCAACAACUUCGAUGAUAGCCCCAUUUCACUUGCGCUUGCGUUCAUCUGGCCGCCUAUAAUCUGCCUGCCUGCGUGCUGGUACUGCGGUCUGGUUCUUCACCGUCUACGUCUGUAUCGAAGCCAAUUCGGAGACAUCCUCAACGCAUCCAACAGCAACAUCAACAAAUCCCGAUUCAUACGCCUCUUCUCUCUAAACUUCAUUAUGCUCGUCAUCAUUUUCCCGAUCCAAUGCUACGUCGUCUGGCAAAACACAGUCCUCUCGUUUCCCUGGCAUACCUAUUCCUGGAGCGCAGUCCAUGGGCCGGAGUGGAAUACAAUCGUCAAGUAUACUACCGGUGGAAAUGCAUUUUUUGACCGCUGGGUCCCUAUUGCCGCAUGCUUUCUUGUGUUCGUCUUCUUUGGCUGCGGUAAAGAUGCCAAUGAGCUGUAUCGGUCGUUCUUGAGGUCCUUAGGGCUUGACCGCUGCUUUGCUUGUCUUGACACGGAGUAUAACCGUCGGACAAGUAUGAACAGUUCUUCCGGCAGCAGGGUUAAGUUGCUGUUCAACAAGAACAAGAGAUGGACCUCUACCUCAAGAACCUACGUAAACACCAACACCGCCUCCACAACCCCCACAACACGUCAAUCCUACCACGACAUCGAAAAAGGCAUGCCCUCAAUCCGCAUCGACGACGACCAAAACUCCCACCCCGAAGAAAAAUCCUGGUUCCGAUCCUUCUUCCACCGACCCGCUCCUUCGAAAUCUUCCAACCACGAAAGACACCCCUCCCAUCUUUCAUUGUCAGGCCAGAAUACCGUGUCCACGAAUGCUUGGGCUGGGAUGAGUCGGAGCCGUGGAAGUGAUGAAUUCAGUCCGAGUCCGAGUAGGAGAGAUUUUAUUCGGGUGAGGCAGGAGAUUAGCCAGGAGAGUGUUAUGCAGGAGGUCUUAUGA
Molecule: messenger RNA, 1389 nt
Organism: Aspergillus glaucus CBS 516.65
Lineage: Eukaryota; Fungi; Ascomycota; Eurotiomycetes; Eurotiales; Aspergillaceae
Product: pheromone receptor
Exons: 3
Coding region: 1-1389 (462 amino acids)
Biological process (GO): G protein-coupled receptor signaling pathway
Cellular component (GO): membrane
Molecular function (GO): mating-type factor pheromone receptor activity
Source: RefSeq, a predicted model, not a curated record